This is a messenger RNA of Ciona intestinalis (vase tunicate), 1646 nucleotides long. RefSeq names its product zinc finger protein 503. Gene Ontology annotation, biological process: negative regulation of DNA-templated transcription. The record is from RefSeq and is a predicted model, not a curated record. Gene Ontology annotation, cellular component: nucleus. NCBI's taxonomy places the organism in Eukaryota, Metazoa, Chordata, Ascidiacea, Phlebobranchia, Cionidae.
AAAAUAGGGAAUUAAACAAAAUAGAAAAAGCGAGCAAUAAAUAAAGCAGAUUGUAUACCAGAGUAUUUAUAUAUACCAGACAUUUAUGUUCUUUAUUUAUUUCCACAGGUUAACUUUAAUCUUAGUUUAAAUUGAUCAAAUAUUCGAAACAAGAUGACGAAUCGAAGCCUCCAAUAUCUAAGAAGCGAAUACAUUCAGCCACCUCCCGGGUCGCCUACGGUGGACGCCAAGCAAAGCCCUCUUGCUCUCCUCGCUCAAACAUGCAGCGCCAUCGGGAAAGACGCCAAACUCGGCACCAAGAUAUUCACCACCGACCCAAAGAAGUCUCCACCUGCCGGGAAAGUGGUCGUGACGUCAUCUCGUACGUCACCAGCGAUGGCGUCAUCACCGAAGCAGGUUCCAUCGCCACAUCUGCCGUACAACCAGCAAGCGGUGAAACGGGAAAAGUCGCCGACCAAUCACACCUCUCCUCCCGCCAAGAAAGCAAGAAUCUCAACCGACUCGUCCAAGCCCAAUUACGUCAUCACUCGUGACGUCACGAAAGUCGAUGACGCGAAACCGAUCCAUUCCCCACAAAUGGAGAAAUAUCGCCACCAACAGAGCAGCAAACGACGUCACACUACGUCACGGUCUUCCCAUGAUGACGACACAAAGAAGCAAGAUACGUCAUCAACAAAAUCACCCCACACCCACUCACCCUACUCAAGGGGAAUCACCAGCAACUGCGUUUGCCCCACCAGCGCCACCGACCCCCGUAACGUAACCGGAACGUCACCCCAAUCUUUUGACCCAUACUGCAUGGGGUGCAGAGGUCCCCAUAUUACAGGGAACCCAUGUUUCGACCUCAAAUCACCGAGCUUACCAUUCUACCCCUUUACCACACCAGGCUACCCGCUUUACGCACAAAUGGUGAUGGCUGCAGCCGCACGAACAGGCCCCACAAUCGACCCAGCACCCCACGUAUGCAACUGGGUCAACUCCGGCUCAGGAAAUUGUGGCAAACGCUUCACUACAGCCGACGAACUAUUCACCCACCUCCGCACUCAUGCUUUAUCAUCUUCCGCACCAACAGGAUACUUGAUGGGAGGCUUAGACAAACUCACCUCCAACCCAUACGCUGCUUACUUAUCCCAACACGCAGCAGCAUUGGCUGCAGCGACUUCACCAACCCCAACUUUUCUAUCAAGGCCUCAUAGCCCCCUAAAUAGAUACAACCCAUACAAAACCCCCACCCUUAGCCCCCAGCUACCAGCCAUACCCCCUUUACCAAUCGCAGCUGGCGUGGGUCCCUACUGUUCACCCUUUGCCUUAUAUGGGCAACGGUUAGGUGCUUUCCCAUACAACUAAUCCGUCCUUUUUUUCCCAGCCCAAGUUCCCGUACCGUCGCCACAUAAGCUACAAUCAAUUGUUAUUUAUGUUCGUUCUUUGAUCGCUGUGGCGCGGGGCGGCAAAACGCUUUGAUCGUUACGUCACAAUAUAAGAGAUCUCGUAAACCGUCGUAGCCGCAGCGAGAGCUAAUUAUUUUUCGCAGUGUUUCCUUAUAUUUUUCACUUUUUCGCUGCUUGCGCGGCAACACUUUCAAAGCUGCGAUCCUUCAUUGUGAAUUGGUAUCUUUACCGAAGCCAAUAAAAUUAAACAACAAAUCA